AUGAAGCCCCUUUCAAUCCCACGACCAACUUUGUAUAAUGGUCUCAUUCCCGCGUGUGCAGCCGCAUUGUUUUUCUACGUAUUCACAGCCGACAAAGCAGUUGUUCAAACUCCCUCGGUGAUAAUCUCGACCACCAACGCGUCCAUCAUCCAGCACGAUUUAUCAACCAGAGUUUAUUGCCGCGGCGACUCGUUCGUCACACGGAGAUGCACUAUCUUCAACCUCUGCGUCAGCCCUCAGCGCGACACCUUUAUAUUCUUGACUUCUCCGCAAUCGCAAAUAGUUGGCGUUCCACGAGAAGAGGUCGCUCGCUCCGACAGGCUGCUCGACGCUUCUUCCAUCGCUGACCAUAACAUGAUGCACCUGGUCUACACAACCCUGCCUUUGGAAAUGGCAUCCCAAUUGAAAAUGCGAUUCAUAAACGAAUCUGUGUUCAUCAUGAAUCCCUUUUUGCCUUCGAACAUGGCCCACACUCUCCUGGACGACCUCAUCCCGUUAUUCUUCACGUACGACGAAUUAUGCUUUGGCGACAUCUAUGCGUGCAUCGAGAAAUAUCGAUUGGUGUUGCUGCGUGCCCAUGCGAACUACGCGCAGCACCCGCACAGUCCGCUCUAUGCCGCGUUCUCGCGAAGAAGCAUAUGGAAUCUGGCGCAUGAUGAGUUCGAUGACGGUGAUUACGUGUGCUUUUCACGCGCGGAAGUCGGACUCCGGAAGGACGUGAAAUACUACGACUUCGCAUCCGCAGCAGCCGAGUAUGAACAGCCGAUGGACUCCAGUUUGGAGCCGGAAGAUACGGAAAGGUUCGUGAAAUUCAUUGAAAAGCGGCUUUGCGAACUGGCCCCGGGAAGUGAAGUGUGCACGCAAGCGACUUGUGCGGUGGAUCCUAACGCUGCGAAGGUUCUGGUGCUAAAUCGUCAAAAGACCAGACGGAUUUUGAAUCUUGACGAGUUGGUGAAUUUAUUGGAAGAUAUGUAUGCUGACGACGGCAAUGCUGGGCGCAAAACUGUGGAAUUAGUGUCACUGGAAACGCAUUCAUUGAUUGACCUGAUCUGCAAGACGAAGACGGCUAAAAUGAUCAUCGGAGUCCACGGAGCAUUGAUGAAGUUGGCGUUUUUCUUGAAACCCGGAACUGCUGUCGUGGAACUUUUUCCGUACGCUUUGAAUCCAGAUAACUACCAAAUUUUCAGGACCAUUUGCGAGAAGCUGAAAGUCCGAGUGAGAUACUGGUCCUGGGCCAACACCAACCGCAACCACACCAUCUACAACGCCGACUUCCCGCACCCGGGUGUCAUCACUCACCUUUCCCACCAAGACCAACUCCACAUUCAAGAAAUGACUCAAGUUCCACGACUGGAUUGCUGCAAUGACAAACGCUUCCACUACUGGCUGCAUCGCGACAGCAUCGUCGACACUGAGACUCUAGCGCCGAUUCUGAUAUCCGCGUUGGAUUGGACGCGGGAUAAUGAAGAGCAGCAGCAGCGAGCACCUCAAUCUACGGUGGUUGUUCCAGCGCCGGAGCAGUUGAGGAUCGAUUUCGAUGGGAGUAGUGAACGAAUUAUUGUGACUUGGAAGCCUCCGCAGAAUUUCGCAGUGUACCAGCAGAAAUUCGCGUACUUGGUGAAUUUCUUGGAUAAUGUCACUGGGGUGUUGAAGACGUUUGUUGUUGGUGUUCCAAGGGUUGAUGUGCCUUAUGAUAAUAAGCCAUUGAAUAAUACAAUGGGAGAACAAUCGCUGCUCAUCAGUGUUGAAGUUGUGCCCAGCAAUGGUUUGAUGGCUGUUGGACGCAAAGCUUAUUUGGCUGUUAUCAUUUGAAGAAAUAUGGAUGCAGCAUUUGCUUGUUUCUUUAUUUAUUUAUUGAUUUUUAUUUCAGCUUGAACAUUUCUCUGAGAAUUCUUUGUUGUUUUCCUUAU
Messenger RNA from Notodromas monacha, 1910 nucleotides. The record is from the annotation of a GenBank genome assembly. NCBI's taxonomy places the organism in Eukaryota, Metazoa, Arthropoda, Ostracoda, Podocopida, Cyprididae.